GCAGUGGCUGCUCUGUUACACUACUUCCUUCUGACAUCUCUCAUGUGGAUGACUGUAGAAGCACUUCAUAUUUAUCUAGGCGUGGUUGUUGUAUUCAAAACACAUCAGCCACCUUUCAUGAAGAGGAGUUCAAUUGUUGCAUGGGGUAUGUAUAACGGUUUUCUGUCUUUCUGUUGGUUGUCCAGGUCAUACUUCUAUGCUGCUUUCCUGGCUCCCGUGGCGAUCAUCCUUACCUUCAACCUUAUCAUGUUUUCUCUCGUUAUCUGCCAUCUUAUCUCAAUGCAACAUAACGAGAGAUUUGAACACAAAACAAGAAAAAUACGUGUUUUUGGUAUCGCUGGUUUAUUCUUUCUACUUGGGCUGUCGUGGGUCUUAGCAUUCUUGGCGUUUGGUGAAGCAGCCAAAGUGUUUCAAUUUCUUUUUGUUACUUUUAAUACUCUGCAAGGAAUGUUUAUCUUCCUAUUCUACUGCUUAUUCAAGGAAGAUGCCAGAGAUGUCAUCUGCUUGUUUGUAUGU
This is a messenger RNA of Octopus bimaculoides (California two-spot octopus), 516 nucleotides long. RefSeq lists its product as uncharacterized. Gene Ontology annotation, cellular component: plasma membrane; extracellular matrix. NCBI's taxonomy places the organism in Eukaryota, Metazoa, Mollusca, Cephalopoda, Octopoda, Octopodidae. Gene Ontology annotation, biological process: G protein-coupled receptor signaling pathway; cell surface receptor signaling pathway. The record is from RefSeq and is a predicted model, not a curated record. Gene Ontology annotation, molecular function: protein binding; G protein-coupled receptor activity.